AAGAAAUGUGUAGAUUUUCUAAGUGCUCCAUCGGCCAAUCAGAUUGACGCAUAACCAACAACAACAUUGGAUUUGGAGAAGAAGACAUGGGCUGAGAUUCCACGAUCGUUUAGCGUUUGUUCUUUGUCAGGCGAUAUUCAGAAAAUCAACACUUCAGACUGAAUUAUGUGAUGCACAUAAGAAUUAUUGGUUAUAAACCAAGUACGAACGUUGAACUAUCGUUUAUUUCUAUUCUCAUCUACACUGCACCGAACAACAUUAUGGGAUUGCCACUCCAACAACUCUUUAUAUCGAGCCUUCUGAUUGGUUAUUUUAUAAAUUUUAGUCAAGCUGUAGUUAUAUCAGAACUAUUAGUAGUUGUAGGUGGAGCUCAAGAACUUAAUUGCCAACUGAACAACACACAAUCUACUACAGUGGGUAUAUGGUAUAAAGAUGAGGAAGUGAUUAGUAGUAAUACGUCAUCUCUACCCAUACACAAUGCUGGACCUAGUGAUACUGGAAACUAUUCUUAUGGUCUAGCAAAUGGAGACCACCUUUGUAAUUUCACUGUUAUUGUAGGAGGUAAUCUCCGAUUAGGAGCAUUAGAAACACUUGGCUGA
This is a messenger RNA of Anneissia japonica, 599 nucleotides long. RefSeq lists its product as uncharacterized. Lineage: Eukaryota; Metazoa; Echinodermata; Crinoidea; Comatulida; Comatulidae. The transcript is spliced from 4 exons. The coding region runs from base 171 to 599 and encodes 142 amino acids. The record is from RefSeq and is a predicted model, not a curated record.